Drosophila sulfurigaster albostrigata is the source of this 644-nucleotide messenger RNA. RefSeq names its product NADH dehydrogenase [ubiquinone] 1 alpha subcomplex assembly factor 2. Gene Ontology annotation, cellular component: membrane. The coding region runs from base 81 to 533 and encodes 150 amino acids. Gene Ontology annotation, biological process: mitochondrial respiratory chain complex I assembly. NCBI's taxonomy places the organism in Eukaryota, Metazoa, Arthropoda, Insecta, Diptera, Drosophilidae. The record is from RefSeq and is a predicted model, not a curated record. The transcript has a single exon.
GCGCGCACAGCUGUCGAAUGUCAUAAUAAAAGUUCGAUUUUAACCUUAAAUAUAAAUAAAUAAACAUUAUUGAAAUUAUUAUGGCGAAUAAGCCGACGCGUGAUCUUUUGGGCAUUAUUUGGCAAAACUUUUGGAAAUCGCUGCGUCCGCGACAAUUUCGCGGCAAUCUCAUUGGCGAGGAUUACUUUGGCAACAAGUACUAUGAGAUUCCAGCAAAUCCAGCGAUUGGCAAACGCAAACCAUCUCGUUAUUUCGAGCCAGCUGACAAGGAGGCAUUCGAUCAGGAAUUGACGGCCGAAUGGGAGGCAUGGCUGCGUGGACGUCGCGAGGAACCUCCAACGCGUGAGGAACUGGUGAAGAAUUUGCAAAUAAUGGAGAUGAAGAAACAGAAUGCCGCCCAGCUGGACGCGCACUACGCCAAGGGCAAGGACGCGGGUGCGCUGCCUAAGCAGGUGGAGGGCGAUACCAUUGGCACGUUUCCCAAGUACAAGGAUUACGAUCUGAUACCAGGGAAGCAUAGCAUUAAGAAAUAAAUAUGUUAUUGUUUAUGUGAUUUUUUGCUUGAAUUAAUUUGUAAAUAAUCUGGCACCAUAAUGGGCAUAAGUUAUGUUAUAAACAAUUACAUGGUAAUGAUUAUAUUUGGA